CUACGGGCCUGCAACGUUUCCUAUCCAUUAGCACAUUUAACCUGAGGAUACGAGUAUAACUGUCUGCAUGCAGAGAGACACAAUGUUCGCCAGACGACACAGUUGCCAGACAGCUCUUAGAACGGGGCGUUCACUGAUUCCUCAGUAUCAUCCCAUGACCCAGCCGGUUCUGCCAGCUUCACUGCGGACGAUGCAAACAGUGAUCAACCUCCAAGCGAAGGAAAACAAGGAGGAGGCUAUCGAUUUCGAACGUCAAAUACUGAACCCCGAACGAAAUGAAACUUGUAAAUCAGGCACUGACGACGAAGUUGGUCACCACAAGUGCUCCUAUGAUCCGUCCAAAACCACACCAGAAAGCGAAUAUCUGGCCGAUGAGGAAGAGUCCUUACUCGAUGGCAAAGGCCAUCAUCCCCUUUUCGUCAGCCCGGCGAAUGUAGAAGUCAGUCAUUAUAUCGAUCCCAUGUCGGAAGGGGCGGUGCACGGUGCUGCCAGGCUGGGCCCUAGUGCACAGGGCUGGACUCGGAAACAUAGGGAGGUGCAUAUUAAGGAUGUUCCGGGGAGCCAGUAUGAGCGUUAUGAGAAGCUUUUGAAGGAAUUGAGGAAAGCCAACACAAAGUGAAACCCGCUAAUCGAGAUCGUCACUUUGUACUGUCCGUUCGCGCGUUCUGCUACGACGGUUUGACGAACGAUGGCUUAAGUUGUAACUUGCAUAGCUCGGUGGAUUCUGUAUACGGAUAUUAAGAGGCAGGCUCC
Aspergillus caelatus is the source of this 753-nucleotide messenger RNA. RefSeq lists its product as uncharacterized. The coding region runs from base 68 to 619 and encodes 183 amino acids. NCBI's taxonomy places the organism in Eukaryota, Fungi, Ascomycota, Eurotiomycetes, Eurotiales, Aspergillaceae. The record is from RefSeq and is a predicted model, not a curated record. The transcript has 2 exons.